This is a messenger RNA of Closterium sp. Naga37s-1, 612 nucleotides long. The record is from the annotation of a GenBank genome assembly. NCBI's taxonomy places the organism in Eukaryota, Viridiplantae, Streptophyta, Zygnematophyceae, Desmidiales, Closteriaceae.
AUGGCGCAUGCUGACGUGGACCAGGUAGACUACGGCGAUGACGAUCUCGAGCUCGCCAUGGAAGAGGACGACGCUGGACCCGCUCCGGUCACCGCUGCUGCACCUGCGCCUAAGCUAAGAUCCACGAUUGCUGGCGGAACAGCGGCCGCGGCAGCGGCGGCAUCAGCAGCGGCGGCGGAGGCGCGGCGGACGAAGGGGCGUGGGUUCCGCGAGGCCAUGGACGUGGAGCGCGACGGCGGCGACCGCGUGGGGGGACGUGCGUUCGAGUCGCUCGAUGCUUCUGGCGGACCGGGGCCUCAGCGAUCUGUGGAGGGGUGGAUUGUGCUUGUAACGGGGGUGCAUGAGGAGGCACAGGAGGACGACGUGCAUGAGAUGUUUGCAGAGUUUGGAGAGAUCAAGAACCUCCAUCUUAACCUCGAUCGACGCACAGGGUUUGUCAAGGGCUAUGCACUGGUGGAGUACGAGAGCAGGCAGGAGGCAGCGGCGGCCAUUGAGAGCCUCAACGGUGCAGAGCUGCUCACGCAACCCAUCGCUGUCAACUGGGCCUUCACCACGGGACCACGGGGAAAGCAGGGUGGGAGAAGGGAAAGGAGAAGCAAGCCAAGAUAUUGA